Messenger RNA from Paralichthys olivaceus (Japanese flounder), 502 nucleotides. The record is from RefSeq and is a predicted model, not a curated record. Lineage: Eukaryota; Metazoa; Chordata; Actinopteri; Pleuronectiformes; Paralichthyidae.
AUGCAGAAGGAGUUUGUGCGUCUGAUCCAGAGCAGCGGCGUCCUCGUGGUUCUCUCUCAAGCCUGGAUAGAGGAGCUGUACCGCCAGGUGUUGGAGCGCAACCUGCUGGCUGAAGCCGGGUACUGGUGCUCACCUGAGGAACACACACACUCGCUGCCGCUCAUCACUAUGCUAACAGAUAUCGAUGGUCUGGGCAGCAGUGCGAUCGGCGGUCAGCUGAUCAGGCGGCCGUCCAGCCAGUCCCCGUUCAGCUGUGACAAGUCGUGCAGCGACAGCGUGACAGCAGGAUCUGUGUUCUCACGCUUCAUCCUCACCAGCGUCUGGAAGAACCUGAUCGACGUUCUGUCCACGCCUCUGACGGGCCGCAUGGCGGGCAGCUCCAAGGGUCUGGCGUUCAUCCUGGGAGCCGAGGGCGUCAAAGAGCAGAGCCAGAGAGAGAGAGACACCAUCUGUCUGAGUUUAGACGGCCUGCGUAAGGCCGCCGCGCUCAGCUGCGCCCUCG